GGCAGGGAAAGCCCUCACACAGUCAGUCCAGUGUCUCCGCUGAAGCUCCGCUCUGCUGGCUCCACGCUGAGGGCUGCGCCUCUAAACGGACUCAAAAUCUCUCCCUGUCAUCCUGUCAGCGACUUUCAGCUGUAGCACGGGCUUGUUCUGAGGGGGACAUGGCUGAUGUGACUUCUAACGAGUCGUCCUCCGGGGACGUAGCGAACAGGUUUGCCCGCAAAGGUGCUUUGAGGCAAAAAAACGUCCACGAGGUGAAAAACCACAAAUUCAUAGCUCGCUUCUUCAAGCAGCCGACUUUCUGCAGCCAUUGCACCGACUUCAUCUGGGGGUUUGGAAAACAAGGAUUCCAGUGCCAAGUUUGCUGUUUUGUGGUCCACAAGAGGUGCCAUGAACUCGUCACGUUCUGCUGCCCUGGGGCAGAUAAAGGGCCGGACACAGACGAUCCCCGAACAAAGCACAAGUUUAAGAUCCACACCUAUGGGAGCCCCACAUUCUGCGACCACUGUGGCUCCCUGCUGUACGGCCUCCUCCACCAGGGCAUGAAGUGUGACUCCUGCGAUAUGAACGUCCAUAAGCAGUGUGUGAUGAAUGUGCCCAACCUGUGUGGAACGGAUCACACGGAGCGGAGGGGGCGUGUCUACCUCAAGUGUGAGGUCAGCGCGGAUAAACUGCAGGUCACAGUUAUUGAAGGCAAAAACUUGAUCCCCAUGGACCCCAACGGACUUUCUGAUCCGUAUGUGAAGCUCAAGCUCAUACCUGACCCCAAAAAUGAGACCAAGCAGAAGACCAAAACCAUCCGCUCCAACCUCAACCCUAGAUGGAACGAGACCUUUAAUUUCAAGCUGAAGCCUACAGAUAAGGACCGCAGGCUGUCAGUGGAGGUUUGGGACUGGGACCGGACCACCAGGAAUGACUUUAUGGGUUCUCUGUCCUUUGGUGUUUCAGAGCUGAUGAAGGCUCCAGUCUGCGGCUGGUUUAAGUUGUUGUGCCAGGAGGAGGGCGAGUACUAUAGUGUUCCCAUCUCAGAGGAGGAUGAUGGCAACGAGGAACUAAGGCAGAAAUUUGAGAAAGCCAAGCUUGGCCCGGGUAAGAAGGCGAUCACAGAGACGGACGAUGGGCACUCCACUCAGAUACCUUCCAACAGCCUGGACCAGGUCAAGCUCAGCGACUUCUCCUUCCUGGCUGUGCUGGGUAAAGGAAGCUUUGGAAAGGUGAUGCUGGCUGAGAUGAAGGCCACAGAGGAACUAUAUGCAAUAAAGAUCCUGAAAAAGGACGUGGUGAUCCAGGAUGAUGAUGUUGAGUGUACCAUGGUGGAGAAGAGGGUUCUGGCUCAACAGGACAAGCCACCUUUCCUCACACAUCUCCACUCAUGCUUCCAAACUGUGGAUCGUCUGUACUUUGUCAUGGAGUAUGUGAAUGGAGGAGACCUCAUGUACCAUAUCCAGCAAGUGGGCAAGUUCAAGGAACCUCAGGCGGUGUUCUAUGCAGCAGAGAUCGCUGUUGGUCUUUUCUUCCUGCACUUUAAAGGAGUCAUAUAUAGGGAUUUAAAGUUGGACAAUGUGAUGCUGGACUCAGAGGGACACAUAAAGAUUGCUGACUUUGGCAUGUGCAAGGAGAACAUGGUCGAGGGAGUGACCACACGCACUUUCUGCGGUACUCCAGACUACAUCGCACCAGAGAUCAUUGCAUAUCAGCCGUAUGGACGCUCUGUAGACUGGUGGGCGUACGGAGUCCUCCUCUAUGAAAUGUUAGCUGGGCAGCCUCCAUUUGAUGGAGAGGAUGAAGAUGAGUUGUUCCAGUCCAUUAUGGAGCACAACGUGUCCUACCCCAAGUCCCUGUCCAAAGAGGCUGUCUCCAUCUGCAAAGGGCUGAUGACCAAACACCCGUCCAAGCGUCUGGGCUGCGGCAAUGAGGGCGAGAGGGACAUUAGAGAACACGCCUUCUUCAGACGCAUCGACUGGGAACGCCUCCAGAACAGAGAGAUCCAGCCGCCUUUCAAGCCCAAAGUGUGUGGUAAAGCAGCCGAGAACUUUGACAAGUUCUUUACACGCACCCAGCCGCAGCUCACACCACCAGACGAGCUGGUUAUCGCAAACAUCGACCAGGCUGAGUUCGCCGGCUUCUCCUUCGUCAACCCACAGUUUGUACACCCAUCGAUUAAUAACAGUGUAUGAGAUGGAUGUAACGACCUCCCCGAUGAACUUCCCACCCCCAAACUGCCACCGAUUCAAACCAACCACCAACUGAACGUCUGACUGCAACUGGAUGAAGGCCCGCUUUGAACCUUUAUGUAUAUGUUUUAUUCAUACACAGCAUUCUAGGGCAUGCAUUUCUAUUGUGUACUACUUAUUUGCCAGUAUAGACAAGACACAUUAGAUUGUUCCUUAGCAAUCUUAGGAGUAACUUCCUUUAGUUAAUUGAGGAGCAUGUACUGUAGAAUAUUGUCCUUUUUGUACUGAAGGUUUACCAGAACUGGAGGCACUGACAAAGGCAGCCUGUAAAUGAUAAAAACGUAGACAUAUAUACAUAAAUAAAAGGAGAAUUUAAGGCAUAGAAUUACAAAUCUAAAUCAAUUAAAAGUAGGGUUUACAUACAUAGUUUGUGAGAUAAUCAUCACAAUAUGUGAUAGGAAUGAUCUAAAAAAUGAGCUCUUAUGGUAGUGUAGCUACUAUAGCCAAAUAUAAGAGGUGGUGUAGGCGUUCAGUAAGCACCUUCUGAUUCAAUGUUUCCUGUAUUAUGUUUACAGCUUUCCUCCCCUUUGAUUACAUGGUGAUGGUGCACAAUUCUGUUCUAUUACAAAUUGAUUCUAGGAGAUCCCAACCUCUGAUGUGAGUAGCAAAAUAACUGAAUAAAGAUCAGUUGUAGUUUGUUAUCUUAGUUCAAGCGUUAUCCAUCUAUUUUUGAUCCUUUGAAAGAUGUAACUUACAAAUCUAUUUUCUAGCCCUAAUGAGCUGCAGAUUGUGUACUUCCCUUUAUAGUAAUUAAGUGGAGACUAUACGGACUAUUAGUAAUUAGUUAGUGUGUUGAAACAGCGGAAUGUUAUAUAUCUACUCUAAAACUUAAAGCGUUUACAGUUUGUCCGUUUUUAACUCCGUCUCUGUCCCCACCUAUCACAAAACCUCCUACUUGUCUUAAAUGUCUUAAAAACAGGAAAUUUUCCUAAACAGUUGAUAUUUUUAGAUAAUUGAAUGAUGUCAUUAUGUAUUAAGCAAUGUUAUGUUGCAUACAGUAUCAUGCUCUACAGUGAAGGAAAACAUCUGAUAUGAUUUAAAGUUGUGACUCAGAAGCAUUUAUUACUCCUCUUUUUGGGAGUAUGUCAACACAUUUUUUAAAUUUCAUCCAUUUUCAUUUAUAUUACAUCUUCUAAAAGUUAGUUUUCUCUCCUCUUCCUUUGCAAUCUCAUUUUUCCAUUAGAUUAGAUCAAUAUUUUAUGUAUCUUAUAUCAGUGCAUAACUCCUUUGUAAAUAAUCAUGAGUCAUUUUAAAAGAGUAAAGCAAGUUACAGUUUUUAUACCAACACCUGAAUGUGCUUUUAUUACAUUAAUGAUAUAAACCAAUAUUUAUAUGUGUAAUAAAUAAAGAUAGCUUAAAAGGUAACCCAGUACAGAUCAACUUUUUAACAGCUGGAUGUUAAAUGGAGUCCAGGUUUAGCAAGUUGUGACUUGUACCUGUUCUACUUGUUUUGGCAGAUUUAUCAAAUCUUUUAUUUUCUGUCUUCUUUAUUCAUAUUCAACAACUCAGAAUUUCGUGUUGAUUGGAUGUGCGUCUGGCUGUUGAUUGUCCUUGUGUAUCUGCAUGCUGUUGGUAGGCAUCUUUCAUGCACGUGAUUCGCUAAGUGCUGCAUGCAAAUACGUGACAUACCCUUAAGAUUUACAACCUCAGAGUUAUUCUCUGCUCGAAAUCUAACUAUGGAGGUCAGAGUCAGCCCUCCUGGUAAUGAAAAUGUGUAUCAGUUUCCUCUUUCUAUGGGAGACCGCCAUAAUUAGCUUGUAUGGUUUGCAUUUCAUCUAUAUCCUUAAACUUUCUUACAAACAACAUUCAGCUAUUUGAAUAGUCAGUGGAGAAAUUACUGUUGCAAAAUUAUUUUAAAUGCAUGUAAAUGUAUACACAAAUUAAAUGAAAAUUUAAUUCAGUUCUAGCAGAUUUAUUAAUCCCCUUAGACAUAUAUUUUUUUCUGAGUUUUUUUUUUGUUUUGUUUUGUUUUGUUUUGUUUUUUUACAUUUUUUAAAAAACACAGUGGCACAGAUAGCAUCAAGCUUAAAAUAUGACCUAAAACAAAUACUGAUAUGAAUCAGGCUGACAAAUGAACAAAUAGAUAGAACAAUAACAAUAAGGAUCAGUCUAAUAAAAGGAUAAAAAGGAACUAUGAGGAUCAAAAGAUACAAGACUGUAUAUAUGUAUAUAUAUAUGUAUAUAUAUGUAUAUAUAUAUAUAUAUAUAUAUAUAUAUAUAAACAAACAUUUUAACAGCAUUAAUUUCUGAAUUUAAUCUCCCCCUUCUUGUUGCAUUAUAAAAUUCCACUGUUUUGCAUUUGGAACUGUUUUUGCAUCAUUUUGGAUUUAUUUUUCUAAUGUCUUAAACUAAGGGUAAUUGACUUCCUGUUUGGGUACAGACCUGCAUUUAUUUGAAAGAAAAUACGAUACUACUAAAUAAUAAGUACUUUAAGUAGAUCAAUAUUAUGACAUGACGUCAGCUAGGGAAAAGGGAGCUUGUAAUAAAUUGAAAAGGAAAUAGGGAAACAGUAAAAUGGUAAAUGCUCAAUAACACACUGACCUGUCCGGGAGUUUUUUUUAAGUGAAAUGAUGAGUGUUGUCAGUCUAUUAAAAAACAUUCUUAUUAAUCAUAUGCUUUGUUAUUAAUUAAUUACAAUUUGUCACAUAUUUUGAUAAGUUGAGUGUUAAUCUGUGGAAUGUGGUUUUCAUCCAUAAGAACACAGAGAAUUUUUGUAUGUGUUUCAAUUGAAGUUACAAAGCUACUUUAGUUGGUUGUGUGGUGGCAUCUGAGUUUGAUUAAUCAGCAUGCAUUUUUUAAUCGCAUUUUUCACCCCUGUGAUUAAUUAAUCAAAAUUAAUGGAACAUUUUGAGAGGACUAGAAAUAAGACUUUAAGCUGCAGUGGUGGACUUGUUGUACUUCACUGUGGCUUUAGGAAGACGCUUAACCAAAGUGUGCUGAAAGAGACAAUAAAGCAUGUGAUUCAUGUGAUUUUUUUAAAAAAUGAAUGCACUGACUAUGGACCUUAUUAAUCGUGAUUAAUGCUGACAGCCUAAAUGCUGACAUAAUGAGGUAGAAAACCUGUUCACACUGAUGCCAGUUCUUCAGUGGUUAUCCCAGCAUGCUUUGACCAGCAAAUCAGGUUGUAAUACAAAAUGGAUGGGGUUACAUUUUAAGACACACCAAUGAGUCGUCUUAGGAAAAGUCAAAUGUAAACAGUCAAUGAAGGGGCAUGCCUCACCUGAAGUGUAUUUUAUCAGCGCUUAGAGAAAAAAGGAAUCCAGACUUUUCAGUCAUUAAAAACUAUGCUCACCCUUACAAAUUACUUUACACAUUUUCAGAUCUGUUUAUGCAUUUCUAAAUCCUUAUACACAUUGGUGAACCUGUGUACUCAUUUACAAAUCAUUUUGCACCAAUAAUACCUCCAUAUCAUGCCAGAGGGUGAAUGUUGAUAGUUAUGAGAAAAAAAAUAAGUAUCAGUUUUAGAAAAGGUCUGAAUUAGCCUGAUUUAUAAUGACACCUUAAGAGUGCUGUUUUAGGCCAGUGCUGUUUGUGAGAUGAAGAGUGACGACUAACAGUGAGUUUGCCAAAUGACUGCAGAUUGCAGGGGCUUAAGAACAUAGAAUAGACUUUUUCUAUCUGGUGAUAGAUUUAACUAUAGAUAGAUUAUGAAUCUACCUUUAAAGACUUUCCUGAUAUAGAGUCCCUGGUUCUAGAUCAGUCCUCUUUUCUGUGUAACCUUUAACAUCAUGAUCUUUGGUUCUUCCUGCUUUUACUGAUGAGGGUAGAAUGUAGAUCCAGUUGUAAUGAAGAGACACUGCUCGUUUUUAGACCAGUGGGACCACUCACUCUGGUGUCUCAUGAAGUGGGGUUAUGUUGAAAUCUUAAUAUUGUGUUAUUGUCACUGUGUAUAAAUAUUUUCUGUUCUUUUUGCUCUUGUCAGUGUUGUCAGGUUUAUUUCUCCAGCUUCUGCUAAAAAAAUCAGGAAUGUUUUUGAAGGAUAUAUCACAUAAGAAAACUCAUAUCUGACUGAUAAAGAUAGGAACUAAUAAAAUGUUUGUGAUAUUUCCCCCAUGUUUUUCUACCAUGUUUGCCCUCCUGCUGUGUUUUCCUGUUUUAUACAACCUUCUGCAUGUGCCAAACCUGGAAAACACCAGAAACCUGAUAAUAGAAGUCUUGCACUAGCUGUAGUCACACAGAGGACUCUCUGUGGCAGCAUCUCCCAUCUGUCUAAAGCCACAUAACAUACAGGGCAGCAUGCUGCCAUGAGUGUACCUGUGCACAUCGCAGCAUGGUCUGCUCACCCUACACAGUGCUAUAUUUUCCUGUCUGUGUCGCCUUGGGCAAAACUAUCUCUGAAAACAUUUUGAUGGCAUACAUUGCAACAAUUUUACCCCUGUCUACGCCUGACUUGCAGACUGAAUAGUCCAGGUCUGUCCCUUUAUUAUGACUCUCCAAUCUUCUGUUCUCUUAGGUUUUAUUUCUAAAUGUCACAGUAAGUGUGGGCAUGACAAAGAUAUUACUCUUCUCUUGUGUGCCUUUCCCAACAGAUAUGCUGUACAUCCUUUUAAUCCUUAUUGUCUUUGCUCUGGUUUUAACUCUGACCUUUAACUUUACUACACUUUCUGAAUAUGUGAGUAGUGAAACCAGUAUCCCUGGGUGUUUACUUUUUUGUACGCUAUGUUCAGUUCCAGCACAUCUCAUAAUGAAUGAAUGUGACAAAGAAAUAGCUCAGCUUCAGUCUGUAAAUUUGAAUUAAGAAAGCCCAUUUUGCUGACUAACGCUGAUAUCCUUUAACUAAAUCUCCUCCUCCUGUACUGCUGGCUUUACCUGUACCUCCCUGUGCCUAUUAAUGACUGAAUGAUGUACUAAGUCUGUUUGUAUCAGCUAUAUCACAGGAUGAUAUCAGGGGAGUAAAAGGUGAUCCAUGGUCUAAGGGAUAGAUGAUAAAGGCUUGUUUUAAGGACAAACCCCGUGCCUGGUCACCACUCCUUCUACUUCAUCUCUUGUGUGCUCUCUCUCUCCCCCAUCUACUCCUCCUUCCUCAGUGCCUGGGCCAAGUCAGUUUGUCAUGUUUUCGACAGGGUCCUCCUCCUUUUACCCUUUCAAACCCAUCAAGUCAGUUGAUUUUCCUCAUUGAUUUGCUCCUUUUUCUUCUCUCUCCUGGUUCCUCCCUGAUGCACCAUGGGAAAGAAGUCAGCUGAUGUAUUUUGGUGUUUUGCUUUGUUUACAGUCUCUCUUGUUUUCAAGUUUCAUUUUUACAGGCCGUAAGUGAAGUAACUUACUGAUGUAAUGAAUGAGAUGUUUGUUUUUUAAGUUUCUUUCCUUGUAGAAACAUAUUUGCUUUUGAUUAAUCUUGUGUUCUUUAUUUCCCUUGUUGUUAUUAAUUAUCCUCUGUUGUGUCCUGUUCACUAUCUUAUAAGAGAGUAAGAAGUGAGCUGUCAUCUUUUUGGCCAUACAGAGCACAGGAUCAAUGACUUGCAGGAAGCCUUAUUCCUUCCCACACAGUAACAUUGCCUCUAACUUUCCGCUCUUCGUUCAUUUAUAAUCUCAGAAGCCCUGUCCUUGUAUAUAAACCACUUACAGUAGAUAUCAACAUAGACUCUAAAAGAAAGAAUAUAUUGUAUUUUGCAAAUGGUGUAUGUUUGUUUUCUUCCCUUGUCAGCCAGAAAAACCUUUAAAAUGAGUCUGAGCUACAUACCUUGUAACUGAUUGUGUCAUUUGUACCUAAUGUAUGAUAAUGCAAAUAAAAAAAUCA
Cheilinus undulatus (humphead wrasse) is the source of this 7968-nucleotide messenger RNA. It is a transcript of the gene prkcaa, whose product is annotated as protein kinase C, alpha, a. The record is from RefSeq and is a predicted model, not a curated record. The transcript is spliced from 17 exons. Gene Ontology annotation, molecular function: zinc ion binding; diacylglycerol-dependent serine/threonine kinase activity; ATP binding. Bases 159 to 2174 code for a protein of 671 amino acids. Gene Ontology annotation, biological process: protein phosphorylation. Lineage: Eukaryota; Metazoa; Chordata; Actinopteri; Labriformes; Labridae.